This is a messenger RNA of Aspergillus brunneoviolaceus CBS 621.78, 384 nucleotides long. RefSeq lists its product as uncharacterized. The transcript has a single exon. Lineage: Eukaryota; Fungi; Ascomycota; Eurotiomycetes; Eurotiales; Aspergillaceae. The record is from RefSeq and is a predicted model, not a curated record. Bases 92 to 313 code for a protein of 73 amino acids.
UUUCUUGUGUGUGUCUAUGUGUCUAUAGGGCAUUGUUUUGUUGGAUGGGGCAUAGCAUCCGUGUCUUUGAUUUUUUUUGAGUCUGGGGGCAAUGGCGGGGUUUGAUUUUCUGGGGGCUGGGUUCUUGGGGCUUUUCAACCAUCGCAUGGUUACGGAGUGUAUAGCCCUAUGGGUGUCGAACUUUCUUGAUACUUCUGGUGUGUUAAUCAGAAUCCAAAGGUCUUUUUCUAUGGGGGGUUGUUAUUGUAGAUGUAGGUUGUUUGCUGCUGGCAGGUUCUGGCAUGCGUAUCAUCAACUGAGCAUGAUAUCUUAAUAUUUCCGGGACAUUUCGUAGAAGUUCCUAAGGUACUAGCUUGGAUUAUGUGGAGUUUGUAAAUGAUAUAC